Aspergillus aculeatus ATCC 16872 is the source of this 762-nucleotide messenger RNA. RefSeq lists its product as uncharacterized. Lineage: Eukaryota; Fungi; Ascomycota; Eurotiomycetes; Eurotiales; Aspergillaceae. The record is from RefSeq and is a predicted model, not a curated record. The transcript has a single exon. The coding region runs from base 1 to 762 and encodes 253 amino acids.
AUGGAGUUGGAGUAUAUGGAGUAUGAGUAUGACAAAACCUACGAUGUAGAGCACGGCGAGGCACGUAAAUCAGAGUAUGAGUAUGACGGGAGAUACCUUGCAGAGCAUGACGAGAGAGCACUCACAGAGCACGAAAGCACCUGCAACCCAGAGUAUGCAUAUGCGUAUGAUGAUACCUCCAUCGCAGAGAACGACGAGACAUACGCCUCAGGACGGUCCAACAACAGAUUCCUCACGGAGCACGACGCGCCACGCAUGUCAGAGUAUGAGUAUGACGAGACAUAUGACUCAGACCACGAACAGACAUAUCCCUCCUCAGAAGACGAGGAGGUGAUCCCCGCAACCUUCUCGCCGCUAAGCAUCCGCGGGACUCGCAGCGACCGAAUCACCUUGGUUUUGCUCCUCAUGCAUGGCUGGCCCGAUUGGGACUUUGUGACCUACCUCGUGGAGGCCCACUGGCACCACCAGCGGGAUAACAACGAAGUAAUGCACCCCGGCAAAUCCCUGGGUGCUAUUCUUGUCUUCCGGCUCCGCGCGCAGAUGCUCAUCGAACUGCUCGACAACCACCGGGCCCAUAAGUUUGAGUACAACGGCCAGCUGACGUGGAAUUACAGGAGUCCCGAGUAUCAGGAUGCGCUGGUUGCUUUCUGUCGCCACAUCUAUCGGGACCAUCGUUUGCAGUUCAACGAGCAAGAUACGCAGCCUCGGUUUUAUGCAACUCAUCGUGGGCAACUGCAGCGAAGCAGAGAGUCGUGCGUUUAG